This is a messenger RNA of Chaetura pelagica (chimney swift), 1293 nucleotides long. It is a transcript of the gene MAPT, whose product is annotated as microtubule-associated protein tau. The record is from RefSeq and is a predicted model, not a curated record. The transcript has 12 exons. Gene Ontology annotation, cellular component: neuron projection. Gene Ontology annotation, biological process: neuron projection development; microtubule cytoskeleton organization. Gene Ontology annotation, molecular function: microtubule binding. Lineage: Eukaryota; Metazoa; Chordata; Aves; Apodiformes; Apodidae. The coding region runs from base 1 to 1293 and encodes 430 amino acids.
AUGAUGGAGGAUCACGCAGCCAGCCAGGAGAAGCACAUCCCAUCAGGCUAUCCCCUUCAGAUUCCAGUCGAUGAUGGAUCGGAUGAGCCUGUUUCUGAAACAUCUGACGCUAAGAGCACCCCAACUACGGAAGAUGCCACAGCACCUUUAGUGGAGGAAGGAGACCACGAGGAUCAGGGUGGUGUCGAACAACACGGGGAGAUCCCAGAAGGAACCACAGCUGAAGAGGCAGGUGUAGGAGCCACCCCCAACCUGGAGGACCACGCUGCAGGAGAUGCUCAAGGUCGUAUUGACAGCAAAGACAAGGAAGGGACUGAAGCUGAGGAAAAGAAACCAAAGGGCCCAGAGAUGAGAGGUGGCACCAAGACGGCCACGCCGCGCUCCGGUGCCGGGCAGGCCCAGAGGAACUCCAGCAAUGCCACCCGCAUCCCAGCAAAGACCCCCACGGCCCCCAAGACACCUCCCAGCUCUGGCAGAAAGGAGCAGAAAAAACCACCUCCUGCAGCAGCAAAGUCUGAGAAAGGUGAGCAGCCAAAAUCUGGAGACAGAAGUGGUUACAGCAGUCCUGGCUCCCCGGGGACUCCGGGCAGCCGUUCCCGCACUCCUUCUCUGCCCACCCCCCCAGCCCGGGAGCCCAAGAAGGUGGCAGUGGUUCGUACGCCGCCCAAAUCUCCAGCCUCUGCCAAGACCCGUGUCCAGCCCUCAGCUGCACCCAUGCCUGACCUGAAAAAUGUCAAGUCCAAAAUUGGCUCCACUGAAAACCUGAAGCACCAGCCCGGAGGUGGCAAGGUGCAGAUAAUUAAUAAGAAGCUGGACUUUAGCAGCGUUCAAUCCAGGUGUGGCUCAAAGGACAAUAUCAAACACAUCCCAGGAGGAGGCAGUGUUCAAAUUGUUUACAAGCCAGUCGACCUGAGCCAUGUGACAUCCAAAUGUGGUUCCCUGGGCAACAUCCAUCACAAACCAGGUGGUGGCCAGGUGGAGGUAAAAUCUGAGAAACUGGACUUCAAAGAUAAGGUGCAGUCGAAAAUUGGGUCCUUAGAUAACAUCAGCCACGUCCCUGGAGGAGGAAACAAAAAGAUCGAGACCCACAAGCUGACUUUCCGUGAGAACGCCAAAGCCAAGACCGACCACGGCGCUGAAAUCGUCUACAAGUCCCCGACCAUCUCCGGGGAUGCCUCCCCCCGCCGCCUCAGCAACGUCUCCUCCACUGGCAGCAUCAACAUGGUGGACUCCCCCCAGCUGGCCACACUAGCUGAUGAAGUGUCUGCUUCCCUGGCCAAGCAGGGCUUGUGA